AGAAAGAGCGGAAGUCCUGUUUCAGCUUUCAAACGGCUAACUUUAGCAUUGUAAGCUAUGGUGCUAGUCUCUGUGUUUCUGCUGUAUGUUACAAUGGCAGCUGAACCAAAACAUUAGCACUGAUGCUAAAGUAAACAAUGCGGUCUGAAUAAUUAAAACCAUAAUUAUUCAGUUUCAGGGCGGUGAUCAGUACUCGCCGGCUAGCUAACGCUAGUUAGCCCUGUUAGCAUUCCAACAACAACAACAACAACAACAACACCGCAGCUGUCAUCGCGGAUCCCGCACUUCACCGCAACACAAGGCCGUUUAGAAGAAAUACAAAUGGAAACAAACGCGCCGAAGCGACGAGAUAACAAGAAGUCUCUGCGCGUGAAGGUGAUCAGCCUCGGGAACGCGGAGGUGGGGAAGAGCUGCAUUAUUAAACGCUACUGUGAGAAGAGGUUUGUUCCCAAGUAUUUGGCCACUAUUGGUAUCGACUAUGGCGUCACCAAAGUGCAGGUUCGCGACAGAGAAAUUAAAGUGAAUAUCUUUGACAUGGCCGGUCAUCCUUUCUUCUAUGAAGUGCGUAACGAGUUCUAUAAGGACAGUCAGGGCGUGCUGCUGGUUUACGACGUCGGCCUGCGGGAGAGUUUCGACGCCCUGGACAGCUGGCUCGGGGAGAUGAAGCAGGAAAUGGGCUCUCAGGCCAACAUGGACAGCAUCGUGUUCGUAGUGUGUGCCAACAAGGUUGACCUGACGAAGCGGCGGGUGGUGGACGAGGGCGAGGGCCGUCUGUGGGCGGAGUCCAGAGGCUUUCAUUACUUCGAGACGUCGGCGCAGAGCGGAGAGGGCAUCAACGAGAUGUUUCAGGCGUUCUUCUCGUCCAUCACCGACAUGUGUGAGAACGGCGGGAAGCGUCCGGUGUCAGAGGUCAGCGUGGGCUUCACCAAAGAGCAGGCGGACACCAUCCGACGCAUCCGGAGCAGCAAAGACUCCUGGGACAUGUUGGGGGUCAAACCUGGAGCCACGAGGGAGGAAGUCAACAAGGCGUACAGGAAGUUGGCGGUCCUGCUGCACCCGGACAAAUGUGUGGCCCCGGGCAGCGAAGACGCCUUUAAGGCGGUGGUGAACGCUCGCACCUCGCUGCUGAAGAACAUUAAAUAACACUGACGCACAUUUUAUUUAUUGAGGUCUUCGUUUCAUGUUCUCGCCACAGGGCUGUUCGCCAACGUCACGUCCGCUUUGUGACCACCUUUAACUUAUUUUGUGUGUGUGUGUGUGUGUGUGUGUGUGUGUGUGUGCGCGUGUGUGGUACCUGUGCGAAGCAAAAGGGGGCGAUGUUUCCAGCGAAAGUUUUCUCGUUUCUGACACUUUGGAAUUCGUCCGAAACAUAAACUAUAAAGUUUCGCUUUUACAGGAAGUGGAAUUACAGACAGGACGCAGCGCAUGCUAGCUGUUAGCAUGCUAGCUGUUAGUAUGCUAGUUUCAGUAGAUAUCUCUUGACUUUAACGUCAACACUCUUCACUUCCUGUUGACGCGUCAGCAGAGCGGCGGUCAAACGUCUGCGUUUAGCGGUGAAAAUUAAUCGUUUUAUUUGCGUGUCAACAUUUAGUCACGAAAGCUAAAUAUUAAUCGUGUUUUAAUCUCAAUACGAGUUAAAGUCUGCAUGUAAUCAAAAUGCAUGUUUAAUCUUUUAUACUCAGCGACGUGUGUUCCCUGAAGGACGAAGUUGUUCCUCCAAUCUGUGCCAUAACAUCUGUGUGUUUCUGUUUCCGUCGGAUUCUUACACUCGGAUCACACAUUUGUUCCCUUAAGUUAAUAUUAAAUUAUUUGUGCCAUCAAACUGA
Molecule: messenger RNA, 1826 nt
Organism: Cottoperca gobio
Lineage: Eukaryota; Metazoa; Chordata; Actinopteri; Perciformes; Bovichtidae
Gene: dnajc27
Product: DnaJ (Hsp40) homolog, subfamily C, member 27
Exons: 7
Coding region: 322-1143 (273 amino acids)
Molecular function (GO): GTP binding; GTPase activity
Source: RefSeq, a predicted model, not a curated record